AUGGUACGAUAUAUGUUUUUACUACUUUUUCUUUUUCUUACUUUCCUUGUAAUGAACAUUCUGAGAAAGCACUGCAUGCAGAGUAGGCAGCAGGAGAUGUACAAGCUAAUCAAAUGGGAUAUUGAGGAACUGCAGUCUUGUUCAGCGAUUAUCGAAGGUGACAUGGAUGGAGUUGACCAAGACCACUUCAGCCAGCUUCUCAGUUCUAACAAAGUAAAGUCUUCUUUAUCUGAAGACUUUUACAUUAAUGCUACAACGGACUGCCAAGCUUUCAUCACAGACAGAGGCUAUUUUACAGUUUCUCUGAGCAAAGAGGAAAAAGACUUCCCAAUUGCUUACUCCAUGGUGAUUCAUGAAAAGAUCGAGAUGUUUGAGAGACUCCUGCGUGCUGUGUAUACUCCACAGAAUGUCUACUGUGUUCAUGUGGACAAGAAGUCUUCGGACAGCUUGAUCCAAGCUGUAAAGGCGAUCACGUCUUGUUUUCCUAAUGUAUUUUUAGCCAGUAAAAUGGAAAGUGUGGUCUAUGCCUCUUGGUCUCGAGUUCAAGCAGACCUCAACUGCAUUGAUGACCUUCUCAAGCAUCCAGUCCAGUGGAGGUAUCUGCUUAACACCUGUGGCACGGACUUUCCUAUAAAGACCAACGCUGAGAUUGUUCAAUCCCUGAAACAUCUCAAUGGAAAGAACAGUAUGGAGUCAGAAAUCACAAACUCAUAUAAAAAACAACGCUGGGAGUACCAUCAUAACGUCUCAAAGAGUGUGAUUAGGACGAGCAUUAAAAAGACCCCUCCACCUAUCAAUACUCCUAUGUACUCUGGAAAUGCUUACUUUGUGGUUACUAGAGACUUUGUGGAGCACCUGUUUAGCAGCUCAAUGAUUCAGACCUUCAUGGAAUGGGAAAAGGACACGUAUAGUCCGGAUGAACACAUGUGGGCUACGCUACAGAGGAUGCCUUCAGUGCCUGGUUCUAACCCACCUAACCAGAAAUACGAUGAGUCAGACAUGAUGUCCAUAGCAAGGUUAGUGAAGUGGAGUUAUCACGAAGGGAGCUUGUUAAAAGGGGCACCGUAUUUACCAUGCACUGGCAAACAUAGGCAUGCGGUGUGUGUUUAUGGAGCAGGGGACCUCAACUGGAUUGUAAGGCAGAAACAUCUCUUUGCUAACAAGUUUGACCCUCAAGUGGACAGUAUUGCUAUACAAUGCUUGGAGGCCUACUUACACUACAAAGCCAUUAAUGGUCAGUCAUUACUAUCUACUGAUGAAAUGAAAUAG
Trichomycterus rosablanca is the source of this 1269-nucleotide messenger RNA. It is a transcript of the gene gcnt3, whose product is annotated as glucosaminyl (N-acetyl) transferase 3, mucin type. NCBI's taxonomy places the organism in Eukaryota, Metazoa, Chordata, Actinopteri, Siluriformes, Trichomycteridae. Gene Ontology annotation, cellular component: membrane. The transcript has a single exon. Gene Ontology annotation, molecular function: acetylglucosaminyltransferase activity. The record is from RefSeq and is a predicted model, not a curated record. The coding region runs from base 1 to 1269 and encodes 422 amino acids.